Pseudogymnoascus destructans is the source of this 2655-nucleotide messenger RNA. RefSeq lists its product as uncharacterized. The record is from RefSeq and is a predicted model, not a curated record. The coding region runs from base 369 to 2246 and encodes 625 amino acids. NCBI's taxonomy places the organism in Eukaryota, Fungi, Ascomycota, Leotiomycetes, Thelebolales, Thelebolaceae. Gene Ontology annotation, molecular function: dipeptide transmembrane transporter activity. The transcript has 5 exons. Gene Ontology annotation, biological process: oligopeptide transport; transmembrane transport. Gene Ontology annotation, cellular component: membrane.
AUUCUCCCCUUAUCAGCACGGAAAGUGCCUUGGAGCAUAGCCCUCUCCGCCCGUAAUGGACACUCGGCGACAAUCUACUCUGCAGUUCAUUGGUAGGACGCUGUCGCACACGUCUGAUUUGCGGCUUGCGUCGCAAUGCCACAGUGCCAAGAAGUGAUACCAGUAAACCGUCGGCCUUGGCUUCAUUCUUGGUAACUGCCUCUUAUGGCGACGAGCAUUUCGUAUAUCGAGGGGUAAGUCGUGAUUCCAGAGCCCACCGGGCUGGGUUAUAAGACCUGGUGCCUCCCACUGUUGAAUUGAGAGGACCUCUACGUUCUAGUAGCAAUUGCGUUGUAUUACUUGCCAUAACCGUGGACAUUACGGGUAUUAUGGCGGCCAUGGAAACCAAAGAUAGUCUUGGGGUCACGCAUGGGACUAAGAAGGCUGCUGAGGCCAUCUCUAAUGCUGACAAGGCCUCCAACGCAUCAUUUGAUGUUGACAAGCCUUUUCCCACCGAAGAAGAGUUUGCUACCCUUCCUAGAGUUCCUGGGAGGAUUCCUUGGACCGCCUGGACUGUAGCAGCCGUCGAAUUUGCUGAGAGAUUCUCUUAUUAUGGCACUACUGCUGUUUUCGUCAACUUCAUUCAGAAGGACCUCCCACGAGGAUCAACAACGGGUGCUGGCUUCCUCGUUAAGCCAGGGUCUGGUGCCUUGGGAAUGGGACAGCGUGCUUCCACUGGACUGACUACCUUCAACAACUUCUGGUCUUAUAUUACGCCAUUGUUUGGUGCCUACGUUGCUGAUCAGUACUUCGGACGCUACCUUACCAUUCAAUAUGCCAUCUGUUUUGCACUUGUUGGACACGUCAUUUUGAUCAUAUCCGCAAUUCCACCGGUCAUUGUCCACCCAAACGCAGCCAUCGCUCUUUUCUCAGUCGGACUUGUGAUUAUGGGACUUGGAACCGGUGGAUUCAAGUCUAACAUUUCACCCUUGAUUGCUGAGCAAUACAAGGAUGAGAAAGCCUACGUGAGGAUAAAUAAGAAAGGCGCAAAAGAGAUCGUGGACCCUGCGACGACGACUGCUCGUAUCUACCUCUACUUUUACCUCUUGAUCAACAUCGGGUCCUUUUCUGGUUCGCUCGCCAUGGUUUACUCGGAGCACUAUGUCGGGUUCUGGUUGUCAUACCUUCUACCGACUAUUGUUUUCUGUCUUUGCCCCGCCAUUCUGUUUUACUUCAAGGCAGAUUAUAACCUAUCCCCUCCGACUGGAUCUGUUAUGGCCAAAGCAUACAAGCUUAUUAGACUUGCAUGCAAAGGCAAAUGGUCCUGGAACCCCAGUACCACAAAAAAGAAUUUCAGUGACCCCGACUUUUGGAAUAAGGUAAAGCCAAGCAACAUUCCUCUUACUACUCGGCCUGCUUGGAUGACCUUCGAUGAUGGAUGGGUGGAUGAAGUUCGCCGUGGAUUGUUGGCGUGCAAGGUGUUCUUGUGUUAUCCUCUCUACUGGCUUGCAUACAACCAGAUGACUGGCAACUUAGUGUCUCAGGCAAACACCAUGAACCUCGGCAAGGUCCCCAACGAUAUUGUCUCGAAUCUGAACCCUAUUUUCAUUAUUAUUGUCAUCCCCCUCAUGGAUUUCAUUGUUUAUCCUGGACUCCGAAAGAUGGGCAUCAACUUCACGCCCAUUAAGAAGAUUACGGCCGGUUUCAUGCUCGCAUCCCUGGCCAUGGUAUCCGCCUGCGUGACACAAUACUACAUCUACAAAAUGUCACCCUGCGGAAAUCAAGUCAACGCCCUAUCUAAGUCGGGACGCAAGGAUUGCAACGCUUCCUUCACUGUCUGGAUCCAAGUCUUCCCAUACGGCCUGAUCGGCCUAUCUGAGGUCAUGGCCUCCAUUACCAAGCUCGAGUACGCAUAUACCAAAGCCCCCAAAAACAUGCGUUCUUCCAUCCAAGCGUUCGCUCUUUUCACGAACGCCGUUUCCAGUGCUCUCGGCCAGGCUCUUACGGCUUUGAGUGAGGAUCCGCUUUUGGUCUGGAAUUAUGGCAGUGUUGCUGUCAUUGCAGCUCUGGGCGGAGUUGGCUUCUGGAUGACGUUCCGCAACGCAGAUAAGGAUGAAGAUAUGCUGAAUAACUUGAAGCAAAGUUUGUUUGAGGGCAGGGGGGAUGGCGACGAGGAGAAUGUUGUCAUUAACGCGGUUGAUAGGGUGGGUGAGAAGGGCGAGGAGAAGUGGGUCGAUGUAAAGGGUAGGGAGAAGACUACGCUGUGAUAUGGAUAGUUGGAUAGUUAGGAUAGUUAGGAUAGUCAGAACUAUCUAACUAUCCGAACUAAUCGUUGGGACCGCCUGUUGCUUCGCUCACAGUCGGAGGAAGCGAAUGUCCCCGGGUGUAAUGAUGUACGGUUACGCUCGCGCUACAUCCCACUAGCCAAAAAGACUACAGUAUUCCGGCUCGCCCGGAAUACGCGUAACACGCUUUAUAUACCACAUGUACUGUAACGGCGGCACCCGUUACACCGGGUAAGCAAGUGUCCCCUCUCAGGGCAAAAUAAGUAGGUAUGAAGUAUGAAAUUGCUAUUUUGAUGGGCUACUUAACAAUGGAGUAAACUUAUCUUUCCAUACUUGAAGUUGCUUCUCUGAAUUCUUUAACGUAGGUAGCAAAGGUUGUGUUUCAUCCUCU